AUGGUAGCUCCUCGAGCUUCCGGCCUUUUUGGACAGUCAUGUCGACGGUCAUCUCUCACAGCGCGACUCUCCAUCGAUAGGCGGUACAUCUCUGCCUACGGGUACACCCAGGCCAAGGCCAUUGUCUUUCCAAAAUACGGAGAGCCCAAAGAUGUUUUAAAUCUACAUGCAUACUCCAUCUCUCCUCCCGGUGGCACUCGAUGUACCCUCCGACUACUGGCUGCUCCGCUCAAUCCGGCAGACUUUAACCAGAUACAAGGUGUCUAUCCGACAAAGCCCACUUUCACCACCUCCCUAGGCACGAUUGAGCCUCAUGCCGUGGCUGGCAACGAGGCAGCUUUUGAAGUUAUCUCCACCGGCUCGGGCGUCAAGUCUCUUCGCAAGGGCGACUGGGUUGUCAUGAAACACUCUGGGAUGGGCACAUGGCGGACACACGCUCAGUGGGACGAAUCGCAGCUGAUUAAGAUUGACGAGCAGGACCGUCAAGGCCUCACCCCCAUCCAAGCGGGAACCGUCAGCGUCAACCCUGUAACGGCAUACCGGAUGAUCAAGGAUUUUUGUGAAUGGGACUGGUUGCGUGGCGGGGAGGAGUGGUUGAUUCAGAACGGCGCAAACUCGGGUGUAGGCCGAGCGGCCAUCCAGAUUGCCAAACAGUGGAAUAUCAAGACUCUGAACGUCAUUCGGGAGCGUGAAACAGCAGAGGAUACGGAAAAGCUGAAGAACGAGCUGCUCUCGCUCGGCGCCACGGCCGUCAUUACCGAAGCGGACCUCCUAUCCCCUGCAAAGUUCAAAGAGAUUGUUCACCAACAGACACGCGGAGGCAGAGAGCCCAUCCGUCUCGCCCUGAACUGCGUUGGCGGGAAGAAUGCGUCUGCUAUGGCCAAAGUGCUUGCUCCCAACUCUCGACAUGUCACCUACGGCGCCAUGGCGAAGAUGCCGACCUCCCUGACUGCUGGACUAAUGAUUUUCAACAACAUCUCCUUCCACGGCUUCUGGGUAUCGAGAUGGAGCGACCAGAACCCAGUUAUGAAGGAAGAGACUAUUCGUGAUAUCUUCCGUCUAACUCGUGACGGCAGGUUUAAAGAUAUCCCCGUGCAGGAGGUUAAAUGGACAAGAGAUACGUCUAAGGAUGAGCUCAUUGACAGCGUACAGGGGACGCUUGGGGGCUUUAGGAGCGGCAAGGGAGUUUUUGUCUAUAGUGGUGAGUAG
This is a messenger RNA of Nannizzia gypsea CBS 118893, 1209 nucleotides long. Its product is annotated as trans-2-enoyl-CoA reductase. The transcript has 2 exons. Lineage: Eukaryota; Fungi; Ascomycota; Eurotiomycetes; Onygenales; Arthrodermataceae. Gene Ontology annotation, biological process: fatty acid metabolic process. Gene Ontology annotation, cellular component: mitochondrion. The record is from RefSeq and is a predicted model, not a curated record. Gene Ontology annotation, molecular function: trans-2-enoyl-CoA reductase (NADPH) activity. Bases 1 to 1209 code for a protein of 402 amino acids.